Messenger RNA from Pleurotus ostreatus (oyster mushroom), 657 nucleotides. RefSeq names its product Mitotic exit network component (gene MOB1). The coding region runs from base 1 to 657 and encodes 218 amino acids. Gene Ontology annotation, cellular component: cytoplasm; nucleus. The record is from RefSeq and is a predicted model, not a curated record. Lineage: Eukaryota; Fungi; Basidiomycota; Agaricomycetes; Agaricales; Pleurotaceae. Gene Ontology annotation, biological process: cell division; positive regulation of protein phosphorylation; signal transduction. The transcript is spliced from 8 exons. Gene Ontology annotation, molecular function: protein kinase activator activity.
AUGUCUUCCUUCUUUGGCCUAGGGAAAACGCGAACUUUCAAGCCGCGUAAAGAUGUCCCCGAGGGUACGAAGCAAUAUCAGUUGAGAAAGUACGCCGAGGCAACUUUGGGAUCGGGAAACCUCAGGCUAGCCGUACAGCUUCCGGAAGGCGAAGAUCUGAAUGAAUGGUUAGCUGUGCACGCCGUUGAUUUCUUCAACCACUUAAACAUGCUUUACGGGACCGUCACCGAAUUCUGCACUCCACAAGAGUGUCCAAUUAUGUCCGCUGGCCCAAGAUACGAAUACCUCUGGGAAGAUGGUGUGAAGUAUAAACGGCCAACCAAGCUAGCGGCUCCAGAAUAUGUCGACGCGUUGAUGAACUGGGCUCAGGGCUUGCUUGACGAUCCCAACGUAUUCCCGAACAGAAUCGGUGUACCGUUUCCAAGGAACUUCAGAGAUACAGUGCGAACGAUUGUGAGGAGAUUGUUCAGGGUGUACGCCCAUAUAUACAGCAACCACUUUGACCAUAUAUGUGCUUUGGGCAUCGAAGCCCAUUUAAACACCAGCUACCGACACUUCUUCCUGUUUGUCAACGAGUUCGACUUGGUCGACAAAAAGGAGCUAGCCCCUCUGGAUGAAUUGAACGACGCGAUUUUAGCUGAGGACAAGGCUAGGUAA